CUGCUGGCAUCUUCCCCUCAGUCUUGUCUCAAGACCUUCACAUGAGCUGUGCCCUCUGCCUGGGACACUUUUUCUCCAUGGCUGGCACCUCUUCCCACUGCCUCAGCAGGCUGCAGUGUCACCUCCUCAGAGAGGCCUCUCAGCUAAGAACUUGUCCUUUGCCAUUGUUACCCGUUCUUUUUUUUCCUUGACUUCAGUAAUUGAAAUUAACUUGUUCUUUUAAUUGUUUCCUAUUUACUCUCUGCCUCCCCCAUGAGACUGGGGGCCCCUGAGGGCAGGCAGGGAUUAUUUGUGGCCUUGUCCACACUGGGUCCCCAGGGUACAGCACAGGGGCCGGUACACAACAGGUGCUCAAUCAAUGUUUGUUGAGUGAGUGAAUGGCCAGAUAUGAGUGUUUAAGCCCGGUCUGGGGGCUCCGGAGAGCAUUCUUAGGGAGACACCCAGUAGGUUUCUGGACCACAGGGCAGGCCAUCUGAGGGUGACACUGGGCAUGGAAGAGACAGGGUAGAGAGUCUAAGAGAGACUCGAGCAACAAAACUGGUGGCAAGAGGGAUGGGCAGGGUUAGUGCUACACACUAGGCAGCAGUACCCCCUCCAUGCCUCAGUCUCCUGUUCUCAGAUGUGGGGUCUGGGCUCCAGUGUCAGUCUUGGGCCAGUUCCCAAAGUAAUGUGUGGCCCCUGAAGGGGCUGGUCUUGGAGUGAUUCUGUCCCUGAUUUGCUGGGCCUAUCAUGAGAGGAGGAAGCAUUAAUUCACUGCCUACUAUAUGAGACAUUUCUCCUUCUAUAGUGAACACGAUGUACUGUUCCCCGGUACCAGUCCAGUACCAGUUAUUUUCUGUGCCUUUGAUUCUAUUCCAUUUUCAUGAGGGACAUGUGUAGAUGGGGAAACAGAAGCUUGAAGGUUAGCCCGAUGCUAACAUUUACAUCUAACUCGUGUAAUCCUUUUAACCCUGUUUUCCUCCCAUGUUACAGUUGAAAAGACUGAGUCUUGCGAAGUUAAAUCAGGCGUCUGAUAUCUGACUGUGGCCGAGCUGAUGGCCUUUUCUAUCACACAGACAGGCAGAGCAUGUCAGAUGCCCUGACUCAGUUUGCUAAACAGCCCUAUGUGCCGGUCCAGUACUGGGAGGUGCAGGGGCCCUAAGACGUCCAAGCCUUGGGAAGACAACCGGACAGCCACAAGAGAAGGCUUCCUGGAGGAGGGGAUCCUGGAUUUCGCCAGCUGCCGCAGCGGGAACCGCAAGAGCCUCGUGGUAGGAACACCCUCACCGACCCUUUCCCGGCCCCUGUCACCACUGUCAGUCCCAACCGCAGGCAACAGCCCUUUAGAUAGUCCCCGGAACUUCUCAGCUGCGUCAGUUGUCAACUUCCCCUUUGCCCGGAGGGCUGACGGCAGAAGAUGGUCCCUCGCAUCCCUCCCAUCUUCUGGCUAUGGAACCAACACACCCAGCUCCACCGUCUCGGUACCCACAGUCCCACCUUGGCAGGCAGACAGGCGGUCAAGCUCAUCUUCCCGGGAGCGUCUCCACCAGCUUCCUUUCCAACCAACACCAGACGAACUGUGUUUCCUGUCCAAGCAUUUCCGCAGCUCAGAGAGCGUGGCUGAUGAGGAUGGCAGCCACCGCUCACCCCACCUUCGCCCCCGCUCCCGAAGCCUCAGCCCAGGACGUACAACAGGGACCUUCGACAAUGAGAUCGUCAUGAUGAAUCACGUGUACCGGGAGAGGUUCCCUAAGGCCACAGCCCAGAUGGAGGGCCGUCUACAAGAGUUCCUUGCUGCCUUUGCACCUGGUGCCCGGCUGGCGCUGGCUGACGGCGUCCUGGGCUUCAUCCACCACCAGAUCAUCGAGCUGGCCCGCGACUGCCUGGCCAAGUCUGGAGAGGCACUUGUCACCUCCCGCUACUUUCUGGAGAUGCAGGAGAAGCUGGAGAGGCUGCUGCAGGAUGCCCAUGAGCGCUCGGACAGUGAGGAGGUCAGCUUCAUCGUCCAGCUGGUCCGGAAGCUGCUGAUCAUCAUCUCGCGGCCAGCAAGGCUCCUUGAGUGUCUGGAGUUUGACCCUGAGGAGUUUUACCACCUGUUGGAGGCUGCUGAGGGCCAGGCCCGUGAGGGCCAGGGCAUCAAGACGGACCUGCCGCAGUACAUCAUUGGGCAGCUGGGCCUGGCUAAGGACCCCCUUGAGGAGAUGGUGCCUCUGAGUCACCUGGAUGACAGCGAACAGCCCCCAGCACCCGAGUCCCUGGAGAGCCGUGCUCUAGUUGGCCCAUCACGGAGGAAGCCGUGUGAGAGUGACUUCGAGACCAUUAAGCUCAUUAGCAAUGGAGCCUAUGGGGCUGUCUACUUGGUGCGGCACCGGGACACACGGCAGCGCUUCGCCAUCAAGAAGAUCAACAAGCAGAACCUGAUGCUCCGUAACCAGAUCCAGCAGGUCUUCGUGGAGCGCGACAUCCUCACCUUCGCUGAGAACCCCUUCGUGGUCAGCAUGUUCUGCUCCUUCGAGACCCGGCGCCACCUCUGCAUGGUCAUGGAGUAUGUGGAAGGCGGUGACUGUGCCACGCUUCUAAAGAACAUGGGCCCGUUGCCCGUGGACAUGGCCCGCAUGUACUUCGCGGAAACGGUGCUGGCACUCGAAUACCUGCACAACUACGGCAUUGUACACAGGGACCUCAAACCUGACAACCUGCUCAUCACCUCACUUGGCCACAUCAAGCUGACUGACUUCGGCCUGUCCAAGAUCGGGCUCAUGAGCAUGGCCACCAACCUCUAUGAGGGCCACAUUGAAAAGGACACCAGAGAGUUCGUGGACAAACAGGUAUGCGGGACGCCCGAGUACAUCGCACCCGAGGUGAUCUUCCGUCAGGGCUAUGGCAAGCCAGUGGACUGGUGGGCCAUGGGCAUCGUCCUCUAUGAGUUCCUGGUGGGCUGUGUGCCUUUCUUCGGAGACACCCCUGAGGAACUCUUCGGCCAGGUUGUCAGUGAUGAGAUCAUGUGGCCAGAUGGGGAGGAGGCCCUUCCACCUGAUGCCCAGGACCUCAUCACCAGGCUGCUCCGGCAGAGCCCACUGGACCGUCUGGGCACUGGUGGCACCCAUGAGGUGAAGCAGCACCCCUUCUUUUGGACGCUGGACUGGGCAGGGCUCCUACGACACAAGGCUGAGUUUGUGCCACAGCUCGAAGCCGAGGAUGACACCAGCUACUUCGAUACACGCUCGGAACGGUACCGGCACCUGGGCUCUGAGGAUGACGAGACCAAUGACGAGGAGUCGUCCACAGAGAUCCCCCAGUUCUCAUCCUGCUCCCACCGGUUCACCCAGGUCUACAGCAGCUCCGAGUUCCUAGCCGUGCAGCCCACCCCCACCUUCGCUGAACGGAGCUUCAGUGAGGACCGAGAAGAAGGGUGGGAACGCAGCGAUGGGGAGUAUGGCCGCCGACUGAGCACCGACAUCCGGCUGAGGUCCUGGACAUCCUCCGGUUCCUCCUGCCACUCAUCCUCUUCCCAGCCUGAGCGGGGACCAAGUCCUUCUCUCCUGAGCACCAUCAGCCUGGACACAAUGCCCAAGUUUGCCUUCUCAUCAGAAGAUGAGGGAGCUGGCCCAGCCGCUGUGGGCCCCAAGAGACCUGUCUUUAUUCUGGGGGAGCCUGACCCGCCCCCAGCAGCCACUCCAGUGAUGCCCAAGUCCUCGACCCUCUCUGCUGACCCUGCCACCCUCAGCCACUCACGCCUACGGAGCAACAGCACUGGUGCCCGACACUCCACACCACGGGCUUUGGAUGCCAGCCGGGGCCGCCGCCUUGGGGGCCCAAGAGAUCCAGCCCCUGAGAAGUCCAAGGCUUCCGCCAGCGGGGGCCGUGUGCCCAAGUCGGCCUCAGUGUCCGCCCUCUCACUCAUCAUCACAGCCGAUGAUGGCAGUGGAGGCCCCCUUAUGAGCCCCCUGUCCCCACGCUCACUCUCCUCGAACCCAUCAUCCCGUGACUCCUCUCCCAGCCGAGACCCGUCCCCUGUGUGCGGCAGCCUGCGGCCCCCCAUUGUCAUCCACAGUUCUGGCAAGAAGUAUGGCUUCAGCCUGCGGGCCAUUCGCGUCUACAUGGGUGACAGUGACAUCUACACUGUGCACCAUGUCGUCUGGAACGUGGAGGAGGGGAGUCCCGCCCAGGAGGCGGGCCUGCGAGCUGGAGACCUCAUCACCCACAUCAAUGGGGAGUCUGUCCUGGGGCUGGUGCACAUGGACGUUGUUGAGCUGCUGCUGAAGAGCAGCAACAAGAUCACCCUCCGGACCACAGCCCUGGAGAACACUUCCAUCAAGGUGGGUCCCGCCCGGAAGAACGUGGCCAAGGGCCGCAUGGCACGCAGGAGCAAGCGGAGCCGCCGGCGGGAGACGCAGGACCGGCGGAAGUCGCUCUUCAAGAAGAUCUCGAAACAGUCAUCAGUGCUGCAUACCAGCCGCAGCUUCUCCUCCGGCCUCCACCACUCCCUGUCAUCCAGCGAGAGCCUCCCAGGCUCGCCCACCCACAGCCUCUCCCCGAGCCCCACCAUGCCUUGCCGCAGCCCCGCCCCCGAUGCCCCAGCCGACACUGCAUCUCCACCCAGUGUAUCUCCGAGCUCCAGCAGCCCUGCCUCUCCAGCUGCCACUGGCCACACUCGCCCCAGCUCCUUGCAUGGCCUGGCUGCCAAGCUAGGGCCACCCCGCCCCAAGGCUGGCCGCCGCAAGUCCACCAGCAGCAUCCCGCCUUCCCCACUGGCCUGCCCACCUGUGCCUGCACCCCCACCCCGCUCGCCCUCACCCCUGCCCGGGCACCCACCCACACCCACCUGGUCCCCAAGGUUACGCCGAGGCCAGUCAGCCGACAAGCUGGGUGCAGGUGAGCGGUUAGAUGGGGAACCAGGGCGUCGCAGUCGUGGGCCAGACUCCGAGCUGGUAGUCAUGCGACGGUUGCACCUGUCUGAGCGCCGUGACUCCUUCAAGAAGCAGGAGGCUGUGCAGGAGGUGAGCUUUGAUGAGCCACCCGAGGAGACCACUGGGCUGCCUUCUGUGGUGCCACAGAUUGCAGUGGAGGGUGCCGAGGCUGUGCUAGGAGCCCUGGGACCCGUGGGGAAGGACUGAUUUCUCCUACCUGGCCUCCUCCUGGCCUGGAAAUCAUGCAUUUUUUGUGCAAGAUUCUUCAAAUUAAGUGGCACCCGGAUGGACACUGAACCAGCAGCCUGGGAUACCCAGAAAGCGGGAAGCCAUCAUGGUCCUUGCUCAAAGGUGGAGUCAAGUGCCUCCCUUGUGUUCUGGUGCCAAUCAGUCUGGGGCUGUAGGGCAGAAAUGGGAGAUGAGGGUGGCACUGUAAAUAGCAGCAAAUCCCUGCAACUAAUUUAUUACUUUUUAUAAGCAAUGGCCAGACGGAGCUGUUCCUGUGAUGGCAGCUGCCUGGGUCCUGCCCCAUGCACCUGGGACCCUGUUUGCAGAUCCUGUGCCUGGGGCUCAGAAGGAAGCACUUUGGACGAGUCACAUGUGCUCAUGUUUUCUCGUUUUUCUGUACUUUUAAAGUUUUUUUGUGUGUCACUUGAUCCCAUCCCUGACCUAAGACCUACCUAUUUAAGAGGUCACAGCCCAGCUCACUUGUCUGGGCCAUUUGGAUGUGACCUGGAGAGUCCGUAAUUGAUUCCCCUACACCACAAAACAAAAUCAUCCUCAUGAUGGACUGGAUGCUGAAGGCUGCAUCUCACCAUUGUAGCCUCCACCCAUAGGCCAACCUGGCUAUAGUCUGCCUCUGGUCCUGUGGGCUUAGAUGAUGUGGGCACUAGGCAGAGGGGUCACUCACUCCACAGGAGAGUGCCCAGGAGGCAGAGGCCUCAAAAGACAGUGCCAGGGCAGAAGAAUGUCCACCUUAAGACAAGACUUCACCCUGGACCAUAAUGUGUCUAAAACAUCCCCCGGGGGUUCCUUCAAUGUGUCAGAGCCUCCCUGGGAUGAAAUUCUAAUGAGAAAAUCCAACAGGGAGGCAGUGAAGCACAAGUUUGAAUCUUGGUUUCACUAUUUGGCUCUAGGAAUAUUGCUUCCCCACUCUGUGCCUGAGUUUCCACGUGUUUACAAAACUAAUCCCAGUGAUCAUUUGUUAAGCACCCAUUGUGUGCCAAGUGCUUUUACUCACAGCUUCUUCCUCAGCCAGCCUGAGAAGGCUGGAGGUGAUGUCGUCACCCCCAUUUUAUAGACAAAUGACUGAGGCCUGGUGAGGGGUGGAGACUUGUACCACAAUUGCCUGGUUAGAGCAGGCAGCCAGGCCUUGUUGUGGGCUUUGCCAUCAAAGAAGAUUGAAUACAGUCAUGUCAGUCAGAUACAGCCAGCCUGUGAUACUGUGUGACCCACAGAGCCUUCACUUCCCAUUUGGAGGCGGCUGGCAAGAUUGCUGUGCUCCACGUGGUGAGGGCACUUUCCAUAUACUGCAGCCUACUCUGCAUCCCCCCACCCCGCCCAGCAUUGCCUGGUGUUGGAGCUAGACCAAGGCUAUGCAUGACUUGCUCCUUUCUUCCAUCCCGGAGCUGACAGUGAAUAAAACCCACAGUGACAAAGA
Molecule: messenger RNA, 6549 nt
Organism: Pteropus alecto (black flying fox)
Lineage: Eukaryota; Metazoa; Chordata; Mammalia; Chiroptera; Pteropodidae
Gene: MAST3
Product: microtubule associated serine/threonine kinase 3
Exons: 26
Coding region: 1104-5096 (1330 amino acids)
Biological process (GO): intracellular signal transduction; peptidyl-serine phosphorylation
Molecular function (GO): protein binding; magnesium ion binding; protein serine/threonine kinase activity
Source: RefSeq, a predicted model, not a curated record